Molecule: messenger RNA, 576 nt
Organism: Sclerotinia sclerotiorum 1980 UF-70
Lineage: Eukaryota; Fungi; Ascomycota; Leotiomycetes; Helotiales; Sclerotiniaceae
Exons: 1
Coding region: 1-576 (191 amino acids)
Molecular function (GO): zinc ion binding; nucleic acid binding
Source: RefSeq, a predicted model, not a curated record
AUGAAAGCUGGCUUUCGAGGAGCAGGACUAAUACCAUUUGAUCCUCAAGCUGUGCUUUCGAAAUUAGAUAUUCGAAUUCGCACACCUACCCCUCCAUCGAUCCUUUUGGAAUCUGCCAACUCUUGGGUCUCUCAAACACCUCACAAUCCAACUGAAGCUCUUUUACAAUCAACUUUAGUGAAAUCUCGAAUUGCUCGACAUCAAUCAAGCUCUCCUACACCUAUAUUCGAAACUGUAGUUGCAUUAGCUAAGGGUACAGAACGACUAGCUCAUGAGAAUACACUCUUAAGUGCAGAGAUUCGUAUGCUUCGGAAGGCAAAUGAGGCAUUAAGCAAACGUCGACACGUUAAAAAAACUCAAUUACGUCAAGGAGGAGUACUUACUGGUCAGGAAGCUAUAGAUAUAAUAUCACAACAAGAGGUGGAUAUUCAGAUUCGACGCGACGAGCGUCAAAAUAGGGGAAAUUCCAAUGGGGAAUCAUCUACUAAUCGAUGCUGUAGUAAAUGUGGAAAGACUGGUCACAAUUCAAGAACUUGUUCUAAUAAUAUAAUAGACCCUAGAUUAUUAGAUUCUUAA